GUGUGGCUGACGACACACGGCAGCAGAGGUCGGGUCGAGGUUGAUGGGGAGGCGUGGCCAGAAUCUGGGCGGGUCUGGCUGACGGGGCGUGGUCGAUGGGACGAUGCUGAGCGGCACCGGCUCCAGCGGCCUGUAUAAAGCCCCUCUUUCUAAGAGUCUUAUGGUGGUGCUCAGUACUGCGGCCUUUAUUUUAGCUGUACCGUUUCAACACUAUCAGAAUUAUUUUGUGUACGACUUAAAAGCAAUUAAACAAGAGCUUGAAAUAUGGAGAAUGAUCUUUGCUCGGAUAGUUUGUCUCGACCUCAAGGAUGUGUUCUGUAGUUGCCUUCUUAUCUACAAUUUUAGAAUUUUUGAAAGAAGAUAUGGCAGCCGAAAAUUUGCAUCCUUCCUUCUGGGUUCCUGGGUGCUGUGCGCAGUUAUGGACUUGCUGCUUGUGGAAGCCCUGCAUCAUGCACUUGACAUUACUGUGGACGUCUUGCCGUCUGGUUUUCUAGGUCCCAUCUUUGGAUUGUUUGUGCCUUUUUACUACUCCAUUCCGAGUAUUCAGGUGACUCAAAUCCUGGGCAGAUUAUCCAUAACAAACAAAACUCUCGUCUAUAUUGUGGGGCUACAGCUUUUGACUUCCAGUAUCAAUAUAUGGAUCUUGGCGUUCAGUGGACUGCUCUCUGGGGUUAUGUACCACUAUAAUGUGCUGAGGGUGCAACAGUUGCUCUACAUACCCAAGUGGAUGGCCAGAUGUGCCUCGUUUACCCUCGAACCUCUGUUAUCGUCUGCUGAUCCCACCCAUGAGACUCCCAUUGGAAUGGGUGCAACACUGGAGAUUCAGAGGCAACAGAGGGCCGAACUCCUGGAUCAACAAAUCAUGCUGGCUCAACUGAAUCAGAACAACAGGAGGCAUCGAGGGCAGGGUGGUUUGAUCAACUGGGAGAGGCUGUUCCCUCAAAUGCGCAACAGAUUUAAUGCUCAUGAUCGACAAGACAGUGGUUUGAAUAGCCCUUCACCGAGUGCUCCAGUUUCAGAAGAACAGGUGGCAAGACUGAUGGAGAUGGGUUUUUCUCGAGUAGAUGCCUUGCAAGCUCUAAGAGCUACAAACAAUGAUCUUAAUAUGGCCACCAACUUCCUUCUGCACCACUGACAACAGAUGGCUGACUUAAAGGACUGAAUUGCCUUCACCUCUGAACACGGUCACGUCGAGUGGAACACAACACUGAGAAUUAUUUUUGGCAAGGAGAAGAGAUACCAGAUUUGAAAUUGUAAGAGCCGAUUAUGUUUGGCAUCAAGUGCAUGAUUACUGUAAGAAUCACAAAUGAUACGUGUGAUAGGGAGUGUCAUAAUGUCAAUAACUAAGGUGCAAAGGUUCUCAAGGUGCAGCACAAUUGAUUUUUAAAACCAAAUUGGUAUGCUGUUGUAUCAAAUUUAAUACAUGUUGGUCAAUAAAGUAGUUACCUUCA
Messenger RNA from Hypanus sabinus (Atlantic stingray), 1451 nucleotides. RefSeq names its product UBA domain containing 2 (gene ubac2). NCBI's taxonomy places the organism in Eukaryota, Metazoa, Chordata, Chondrichthyes, Myliobatiformes, Dasyatidae. The transcript has 9 exons. Gene Ontology annotation, molecular function: protein binding; serine-type endopeptidase activity. Bases 104 to 1135 code for a protein of 343 amino acids. The record is from RefSeq and is a predicted model, not a curated record.